AUGUUCCCACCGCUAUCUGUACCGACAAUUUCAACAACACUAAGAACAGCAGCAGCAGCUGUUGAAAAUACAUCUCCUUCUCCGUGUAAGACUCCUCCUUUUACUACUCCCAACAUUUCUAUUCCUCCUACUACUUCUCAUUUUUCUUCAUCUUUUUUCCGUUACAUUCUCUCUUCCAUCUCUCCUCCUAUUUUCGUACCCCUCCACAUUCACUUUGUUAAGGAUUUUCUGCUACUGUCACCACCACUGUCAGUGUUUAAUAUAUAUAUAUUAAUUUUCUUUUUCUGGUUGCAUUUUUUCUCUUUGUAUUCCUAUCUUUAUCUCUCGCUCACUCUCUAUCUACUCCUUCCAACUUUUCCUCUUUUCUUAGAAAAUGUAACAAUGCCUUUACCAUUUUCACUCUCUCCAGCGCAAUCUCCUCCUCUAACUUCUCCUCCGUUAGAACGUCUCCCACUCUCACAGGUUUAUCUACUCCUACCACUUCGUCCUCCCACUAUCUGUGUGCUGACUGUUUUUGUUGAGAGGAAAUGUAGGUGUUAUCCUCGCAUUGUUUUCAUUUCAGAAAUCUAA
Acanthosepion pharaonis is the source of this 570-nucleotide messenger RNA. NCBI's taxonomy places the organism in Eukaryota, Metazoa, Mollusca, Cephalopoda, Sepiida, Sepiidae. The record is from the annotation of a GenBank genome assembly.